AUGAAAUUAAUCGGUGGUUUACCUAAAAACGACAAAAAAAAAGAUAAUUAUGGUUAUGACUCAGGUGGUGAAUGCGUUGCUCUAAUAGUAAAUCGUUUUCAUUUUCCAUCAAAUAUUAAUAAUUUAUUUUGGUAUAGUCUUGACAUUGGACGAAUACAUAUUGUUUAUUAUUCAACUGAACAUGAUUCUCGUCGAAGAUCAACACAAUAUAGAUGUAUUGAAGAAGAUCUUCGUUCAGUUAGUCGUAUUCGUACGUCAUGA
Rotaria sordida is the source of this 261-nucleotide messenger RNA. Lineage: Eukaryota; Metazoa; Rotifera; Eurotatoria; Philodinida; Philodinidae. The record is from the annotation of a GenBank genome assembly.